Molecule: messenger RNA, 1666 nt
Organism: Triplophysa rosa
Lineage: Eukaryota; Metazoa; Chordata; Actinopteri; Cypriniformes; Nemacheilidae
Gene: rad51c
Product: RAD51 paralog C
Exons: 9
Coding region: 260-1348 (362 amino acids)
Biological process (GO): DNA repair; meiotic DNA recombinase assembly; reciprocal meiotic recombination
Cellular component (GO): Rad51B-Rad51C-Rad51D-XRCC2 complex; Rad51C-XRCC3 complex; replication fork
Molecular function (GO): four-way junction DNA binding; crossover junction DNA endonuclease activity; ATP-dependent DNA damage sensor activity
Source: RefSeq, a predicted model, not a curated record
UUUAGAGAGAGGAUCAAAAAAGGGUAAAACAUGGAAGAAACAAACUCAUCGUCUACCAUUUAUAUGUUUUAUUAAUCACGACAAGCUAUUCAAUAGAUAGAAGAUGUUGUAAAAGUAGAUUCUACGGAGUAAUGAUGGACGAUAUUUGAUUUUAUCAGUUUACUUUUCUACACUGGAAUAGUAGUCAAGUACUAAUUUAAAACGUAACUUCGUCCUAUAUUUUGUAAUAUUUAAAGACAUAAACCUUUAUGAAUGAAUAAUGCAAAGGACUGUGCCAAGUCUUCCCCUUGCACCAUCGGUGAAGGUAAAACUACUCCAUGCAGGUUUCCAGCUGGCCACAGACUUGACUGACAUGAGUCCUCUUCAGCUGUGUAAAGCGGCAGGUAUAUCACAGGAGGAGGCAGUGGAGGUUUUGCAGAUGUUGCGCUGUGAUACUCAGUCUCACCAGGAGAGGGCAGCAACAGAAAGUAUAACAGCUCUGGAUCUUUUGCACAAGGAGCAGGCUCAGGGCAGCAUUGUUACAUUCUCCUCAAGGCUGGACGAUGUCCUCGGAGGGGGUGUGCCUGUGGGAAAGACCACCGAGAUAUGUGGAGCCCCUGGCAUUGGAAAGACCCAACUUUGCAUGCAAUUGGCUGUGGAUGUACAGAUCCCAGUUUGUUUUGGAGGUCUGGGAGGAAAGGCAUUGUACAUAGACACAGAGGGCAGUUUCGUGGUUCAGCGUGUAGCUGAUAUGGCAGAGGCGGCCGUAAAGCACUGCACCCUGUUAGCGGAGGACACGGAACAGAAACAAGCUUUGGAGGAACUGACAGUAGAGAAAGUCCUUUCUAGUUUCUUUCUGGUCCGUUGCCAUGACUAUGUGGAGCUAUUAGCUGAGGUUUACCUUCUACCUGACUUCCUGGCUGAGCAUCCUGAGGUACGUUUAGUAAUAAUUGACAGCAUUGCCUUUCCAUUCCGCCAUGACUUUGAGGAUCUUUCUCAGAGAACCCGCCUCCUUAAUGGUCUUGCCCAACAGCUCAUCCAAAUAGCGACACAACACAGUGUGGCGGUUGUGUUGUCCAAUCACAUGACCACAAGACUUUUAAAUGGCCAAUCCAAGCUUGUUCCUUCAUUAGGUGAGAGCUGGGGCCAUACCGCCACUCAGAGACUCAUUCUGCACUGGGAGGGAUCUAAAAGGCUAGCCUCCCUGUACAAGUCCCCAAGCCAAAUGGAAGCAACAAUUCAAUAUCAGAUUACGGUCCAGGGUUUCAGGGAUGCCCCAGACAAACUCAGACCCACUGUUGAAUUAUGUGCUGUCUCAUCUCUGUCUGGAAACCACAGUAAACGCCCUCGAAUGGAAGAUCAGUCUUGAGGGAGUUUUGCUGAGCAUUUCAUUUUCAUAAUACAAAGGAAACCACUUCCAACUUCAUAACUAGAAAUUAGAAAUACAGCAAAAGUGUACAUAUGUUUUUUAUAUAAAUGAAAAGCUUAUAAUGGUUGAUUGUCUAAUUUAUUAGUAGAAUAAAAUUGUGUGUAAUAAAUGUUGACUCUUAGUUAAUUAUGCAGCGUUCAGUAAUUGUUUUUUAUGUUGUUAUCCAUUAAAGACCUCAUAAAAGUGCCACAGUUUGCUGGAACAAAUACUGAUUAUAAGUAGACUUCCCACAAGAUCAGACAUGGUUAUUGUUCAGAG